AUGUCUGAUGACAGUAAUAAGUUAGUUAAGCCGUCACAGUCAGAUGACACUGAAAGGCAGCGUUCAUCGCCACGACCUCCAAGUAUUCCAGAGGAAAUGAUCAAUAUGGUUGGAGCUUCACCGCCUAGAUUUGUGACCUUUGAGCAGCUGAUGUCAGCAGCAAAUGGAAUGAAAAACAUGACCCUCGCCCAUGAAAUUGCAGUCAAUGACAGCUUUGAACUUCACAAACAUGAUGGUCCAUCUAACAGCUGGGAGAAAAAACUUGCUGAAACUGUUCAUCGUGCAUUCUGGGAUGCUUUCCAGGAAAAGUUGAACCAGGAUCCCCCAGAUUUAAGCUUUGCAUAUGCCAUGUUGCAGGAGUUACGAGAGACACUGCUGAACAUAUUAUUGCCACAACACCAGUGUCUGAGAGAUCAGAUUUGUGAGGUCCUUGACCUCAGCCUUAUUAGGCAGCAAAUAGACAAUGGAGCCUUUGAUUUUGAUCAUUAUGCUAAAUAUAUAACUGACACAAUGGCAAAGCUAUGUGCACCUGCUAGAGAUGAGAACAUUGCAGAAAUUAGAGCACUCAAUGAUAUUGUACCAAAAUUUAAAGCUAUUAUGGAUACUUUGGAAUUGAUGCGUAGGGACAUGGCCAACUUUACCAUUAAACAGAUCAGGCCUUACAUACAGCAGAACUCCAUAGAAUAUGAAAGAAAGAAAUUUUCAGAAUAUUUUGAGGCACAGCAAGCUGUGGGGAUUAAUGCUCUUCAGUAUACUGAAGUCUGGUUGAAAAGGAAUUAUGACAAACUGGCAAAAAGUUCCAGUAAUUCUACAGAUUCUAGUGGGUCAUCUGGAAUACCAACACCAGCAAAUGUCAUGACUGAAGGUUUUCUUGAAGUUCUAGAAUGGCCAGAUCCAAAUAAUUUUCCAGAGACACUGAUGAUGGAUCAGUUUCGCUUCAUGGCAAUGAGAGACAAACUUCAUACUCUUGGUUUAAUCACAUCAGUACAGCUGAUUACCUACAGUGUUGUUGGACCUUCUGUUGAGGGAGUGGAGAAUCUGAAGAAGCAGUUGAAAGAGCAUGUGGAAAUUUUGCUUCAGGAUGUUGGCCAAAAAGGUAUCAAGCCAGUUCUUGAGUCUGUGGCUGAGCAGGUUGUAAAAGAUGUCAAUGACAGCUUGGAGAACCGCAAGUUGACUCCUCUAACUGAUGAUACGAAACAAACUCUCAAAGGCCAGAUAAUGAACCUUGGUUCAAGGGAGAGCACCGUGAGGAAGUUGAUGCAUACUCGCCUAAUGGAAUUUCUGCGUGAAGGUAUGACAGGGAAAAGUAUCAACAACCUGCAAUUACCUAAAGGUUGUACAGUGGUACAACAGGAGCUGGUACAGAUUCUUGGAAAUUUCCUUCGCCUUAGCUCACACAACCGCUCGGUGUUUGGAGAACAGUAUUCACAAAUACUUGAGAAGCUAAUGCAGCGCAGAGAACUGCCACCUUCCACUAGCCCUUCUGUGAAUGCUGCUUGA
This is a messenger RNA of Candidula unifasciata, 1500 nucleotides long. NCBI's taxonomy places the organism in Eukaryota, Metazoa, Mollusca, Gastropoda, Stylommatophora, Geomitridae. The record is from the annotation of a GenBank genome assembly.